AAUACCUGGCUACACGAUACGUUAGCCUGUUGAUUAAUGGUCUCUAUAAAUAGCGAGUACUGCUGUCAGAUUCUGAUCAGAUUUCAAUAGUCGUGUCUGCACGGAAAGAUACAGCGCGCGGCAAGAUCCAAGUCAGAUCGCAGUCAAAUGUUUGUAUUUCAAAUAGGACUUUGCAGGCUCUUAUGAACCGCAACAAUAGUUGCACGGUUCCAAAAACUUGGACUCAAAGAGAAGAGCCGGCAAGAAAUUCCAUCGACACUCUUUAUUUAUAUGUAAAUGUUCACAAGGACUAAGAUACAUAACGAUAGUAAGCCGAUAAAGUUAUACAUUUAACGCAAAUGCAAGACGAACUACAAUUCAAUAUAAUGCUAAAAACUAGACGUAGAUGUGCCGCGGAACUCUAGACAGUUUUAUUGUUAAACCAGAACAAGAAAUGUAGUCUAAUCGUUUAAAAAGUUUAAUUCGGACAUAUUUGCAAUGUAAUCAAGAACAAAUUGGAAUUUCGUCAAACAAGUAUAGUACCACUUCGAGUCUACUCUCAGCCUAAUACAUAGCACAACAGAGUAUUUAUAUAGCUCGCCGGAAUCAAGUGUUUUAGUGUAUUCAUGUUAAUUGAUCAUACAAUGUUGAACAACCGCGAUUUAGUGCUGUUCAUUGUGUUUUAUACGUUUUGUGCUGGCGCCACGAACCCAUCAGCUGAUGGGUUGAGAUGCGAGGUGCGCGCUUUCAUCGACUCCGGCUGGCUGUGUGGUCUGCGCCUGCCGGGGGAGUAUGACAAGGAGUACGCGAGCUUCAGAGGCAUCCCCUAUGCUCAGCAACCGGUUGGCGCAUUGCGGUUCAAGGAGCUCCAGCCAGUGAGGCCGUGGCCUCUCCACCUGGACGCUACACAGGAAGGUCCCAUCUGUCCGCAACAUGACGAGCUCUACGCGCGAAUGGUGCAACCACAAGUGGGCAUGAGUGAAUCCUGCAUCUACGCCAAUGUACAUGUACCCAUGGAAGCUCUCCCUGUAGUCGAAGGAGUUCAUGACCACGACUACCAUGUACACCAUUUAAACAAUAGAACUAAGAAAGGUGUUCCAAUCUUAGUGUUUAUUCAUGGUGGAGGAUUCCAGUCGGGAUCAGGAGACACUGAUCUUCAAGGUCCAGAGUAUCUAGUUAGCAAGGGGAUUAUGGUCGUUACUUUUAACUACAGGAUCAACGUUUUCGGUUUUCUUUCGCUAAACUCUCCAAUAAUCCCUGGCAACGUUGGUCUUCGGGAUCAGGUGACGCUGCUACGAUGGGUGCAAAGAAACGCGAGAGCUUUUGGCGGAGACCCCGAUGACGUCACGUUGGCAGGGCAGAGCGCCGGCUCAGCCUGCGCACAUCUGUUGUCCUUGUCUAAAGUAACGAAGGGACUUUUUAAAAGGGUGAUCCUUAUGAGCGGUACGGCAAUACCUGCAUUUUUUACUGCCUCUCCAAUUUAUUCCACCUUUGCUGCCACCAGAUUCCUAUCAAUCUUAGGGAUUAACUCUACAGAUCCCGACGUCAUCCACGAUCAACUCAUUAACACUCCACUGGAGGAUAUCGUAAAUGCUAAUAGUCAGUUCCAAUACGAGACAGGGUUGGUAAGCUUCUCUCCUGUCGUUGAAGGAGUGUACCCAGGAGUCGAGCGAAUCAUAGACGACGAUCCAAUAAGACUUAUAAAGCAAGGCCGAGGAAAGGAGUAUCCACUGAUUGUCGGAUUCGCAAAUGCAGAGUGCGAGUUUUUUAAGAAGAGAUUACUAUAUUUACGAAUGAUAAGGCGCAUUGAGGCAAAUCCUCUUCUAGUUUUACCUGUUCGCAUACCAUUCUCAACUGCUCCAAAUGUAGCCCUUGAACUGGCCCAAAAAGUGAUACACCGGUACUUCCAUGGAAAAUUAAAUAUAGAUGAUUAUUUAGAAGUAUGCAGAGAUACGUUUUUCUCGUAUCCUGCGUUCAAGGUAGUUGAAUGGAGAGCCGAGAUGGAUGCGGCACCGGCUUUCCUAUACAAGUUUUCAUAUGAGAGUCUAUUUAGCGCAGUGAAGGCAGGUGUGAACCUUAACUAUCACCGCACUGCUCACGUUGAAGACUUGACUUACAUCUUCCGCGAAAAUGCUAUUCUUGGUGACGAGAAGUCGUUUCCGCCUAAAAAUCAAGACGAUCUUAUGAAAGACUGGAUGACAGACUUCUUUGUCAACUUUAUGCGAUGCGGUAAGCCAACUUGUGGAUUCAGAGGCUGGCUUUCAGUUCGAGCGAACGUCUUAAACUACCAAGCCAUCGACAAACCAGCUGUUCUCGAAAAUACGAUACCUACCAAAUAUGAGCAUGACAUGAUCGAGUUCUUCGACAAGAUCGAACAGAUAGCCAGAAAUGCUUCGUUGAACGUCCUCCUCGACCCUGUUACAACGCCAACAUGAUGGAAACGAGACGAACUACCUUCGAUGGUCACUGCUGAUACUGAGGCAGGUCCUCUGAAGGAUAUAACUUCAGAUUGGCUAUUUUUUGUACAAUUUAUUUAAGUACAGCAUUUAAGUACCUAAACGGAAAUGUCAAAAAAUAACUUCAGUGGCUUUUCUAUAAAUAGCAUAUUUACAUAAGACAUGUUUUGUGGUUGCAAACCAGUUUGGAGUUGAAUGUGUAACUAGUUUCUACAUAUUGAUCAAUCUGUAACUGUUUAAAUAGCGCUAUAUUUAAAUGUAAUUAAAAUAAUAGUAUAUUUAAAUUGUUUCAGAUGCGGUGCACGUUAUAUCAAUUAAAAAUGUAAUUAUAUUAGAAGCGUACAGCAGUAGUAUUAUUUCUCCUCCCACCUAAUGAGAUAGCGGACCUUGGCACGUCACUGGUCUUGCAUAAUUAGGGUAUCCAUGUACUAACCUUCUAAAAGUUUGUAAGAUGUUUGUUCCACUUUCACGCAAGAGUACUCUGCUACUGAAUAUACUUUGAUGACACUAGUCAGUAUUAAAGCUUAUAUAUUCGGAUAACAUAUAGGCUACUUUUGUACCCUUCCAUAAGCCAUCAGGCCAAACAGAUUUUGGAAAAGCAUUGUAAUGCUGUCACGAAUUUAGGUAUCAAAUACGUUUUCAAGGAUUACGCCAUUUGGACGCAUAAGACACUGACGAACAAUAAUUAGUUUUAUUACACAUAAUAUAACUUAUCUGCACCUUUAUCCGUCAAAUAAAUGCAGGCAAAAACUCGUCGGAUAACCUCAUAACUUAUAAUAUAAUUAAAGAUCACAAAAAACAUCUAACCCAG
Molecule: messenger RNA, 3246 nt
Organism: Helicoverpa armigera (cotton bollworm)
Lineage: Eukaryota; Metazoa; Arthropoda; Insecta; Lepidoptera; Noctuidae
Product: juvenile hormone esterase-like
Exons: 7
Coding region: 606-2414 (602 amino acids)
Molecular function (GO): serine hydrolase activity
Source: RefSeq, a predicted model, not a curated record